CUAAACAUUCCCUUUCUAAGGUUUUUUCCAGGUAUGUUCUCCAUCCCCAGAUGGGGAGUGAAGUGCCUUUUCAGACCAUUUUGAAGAUCAGAUGAAGCUGCCGAGCUGUGUUGUAUUUCACAUUUGGACAGACUCUCAUCCUGGGUCGCAAGGCUGCCUUUAUUGUCACAGUCUGUCUGUCUAUACCAAGAGUGUGGGAUUUGGGGUCUCCCCUGUGCCCACCACUGGGGCUUGGGGGGCACCGCACAAUCCCUGCUGAGCUGACCUCUGUACUGUGGGUGCCAGUGAUGGCCUUUGAGUUACUCGCUCUACUCUGGAGCCCGUGCUGGGAGGGGAAGGACACCUGUCCUCCCCCAGAUGUGUAAGAAAAGGAGUGCUUUGCUUAAUUUUCUUAUUGUUCUGUCCCCCAGCUGGUGGCACCUACCUUCCGCAGGUGAAGUCACCACCAGCCCUUGGAGAAGGGGCAGCUGAAGCAGAAAGCUGUGAGGUGGUUGGCAUCAUGGCACAGCCUGAGCCCAGGGCUCCAGGCUUCCCCCAACUCAGACCGUGGUGCCCUGGGGCAUUCACAGGUCAUUGUCAGAGCUGGAAGUCAGAUGGGAUAAUAAAUUGCUAAGGGUGAUGCAAGAGGAACUUCACUGUGUUCUCCUUUCUGUCUGCUAGUGUGUGUCCCAGGCAGAGGGGAGCUGGCACAGCAGCCUCAUGUCAUGUGGCUUGGCUUGCCUGUCCCCAGACGUGUGAGCACCAUAUCCACCAAACCAUGCUGGGAGCCUGUGCCUCCUCUAAAGCAUUUAGCCACAGAAAAAUGUUAUCAAGGAAGCAGCUCACUAAAGGGGAAUGAUCACUUCCCUCAUCCUGCUGCUUACGCUCAUGCAGAUAAGCAAGACAGAAAAAUUUAUUUAAGAAGGUUCAACUCAGGCUGUCUCAACUCAAAAGCCCUGUUUGCCUUUUCCAAGUUAUGCACCUCUUUACCCCUGUCUGUGAUAUUACUCUGCAUUUAAAUUUCUUCUUGCUGAAACUGAAUUAUUCAAGUGUCAUGCCGUGAUGUGUCUUGAGAGGACAUGGCUGUGUGGAUUUCACCUAUUGUUAAAAUCUGCUCCAAGCUGCAAUUUUGGAUUGAGCACAUGCAGAAGAGAUCAAGUAGAUACAGGAUAUAUUCAGUACAAUUCUUGUUUGAUAGAAACUGCUUCUUCCAGGAGUCCUCUGGCACUCUUCCCAGGGAUCUUCUAGAGUGUUUUGAUCCCUGAUUUCAGAGAUCCCUUCCUGCCCUGCUCUGUUGGCAGCCAUGGGGGCUCAUUCUGCUGCCCUGAGCAGGCAGAGCAGAGGAGCAGCUGCUUCUUGUUUGGCUGUUCCUAAAGUUCCUGCUGGGCUGUGUAUUCAACACGUGGGGCAAGGUCUUCCAUGCAAGCUGGGGCAGCUUGGGUGGGGUGGGGGUGUGUCCUGAGGCUCUCUGUGACACAGUGCACCGUGGUCACCGUGGGGUGGAGAGUGUGUUCCAUGGUGACCCUUUGUGACACGUGGUGACAUAGGUGCUGGUGGUGACACGGCCACACUGCAGCACUCAGUGCAUUCAACGGGACCAAGCAGUGCUGUGAACACAGCCCCGUUGUUCCUUGCUUUUCCAAGUGUUCCCUGUGCAGGUGACCUUGAGGCCAGACUGUGGGUUUCAGUGACCCAUAACAUUCCCAAGGCUUCUCUGUGUCAGUGCCCCGAAGGGCAGUCUGCUGGACUUGCUGACCUAGAGCCUUUACAAAAUGUUUCCAUUCGCUGUGGCAGGAGGCCUUCAGGCCAGACUGCAGGACUCAAUGUCCUGUAGCCUUCCCAAGCCUUCUCUGUUCUAGCUCUCUUCAAGCACAGCUCUCUUCAAGCUGCCCUGCAGCUUUUCCAAGGCGUCUCUCCUGGAACUAGCCUUAAAUCCAGACAUUGACAUGGCAGAGGGACCUCCCAGCCCACCCAGGAAGGUGGAAAAUUGCCCUUGUGGUGCCGCACUACAGCGACGUGCUGACUUGGAGCAGCUCCAGCUGCUGCAGAAGAACGCAGCCAAGGACCUGACACCGCUGGAUUCUGCUGGUAGCUGCUGGCGCUCUGUAGGCCAGAUAUUUACAAACCUCACUUGGUGUCGGGAGAUUGUCACCGUGUUUACCAAGGAUGCAGCAGAGCCUGGCCCCACAGCCCCUCAGAUCAUACCUCCUGCUCCCAGCCUGGAUCUUUUUGGGGAGAGAGUUGUCUCCAGCCCGAGUCAAGUGCCAGGCUUUGUUAGGAACAUGCACCAGAAGCUCGCGUCCAGUGAGCCUCCAGACGACAGGCUGUUCAUGGACGUGCUGCGGCUGACUGAGGCACACCCCACUGAUGUCGCGGUGACCCUCCUGCGCUGUGCGCCAUCCUGUGACAGAGGUGCUGCAAUCAUGUGGAAGACCAUUGCCUCAUCAGGAACAGCAGUGGAAAAGGUGCUGCCGACACUGCUCUGUGUGAUGGAUGGCUGGCCACUGCAAAAAAUGUACACCUCUGAUGGGGACAAUAAGGAUGUAUUUUCCCUGGCUGCAACCAGGGUGAUUUGGGAGAUUCUCCGUCUGCCCUGGUGCCCGGAGCCAUUUGCGGAAUAUUCCCCCCAGCUCCUUGUGGCUCUACUCUGCCAAAUUUUCGUCAGUACAGAGCCCAUGCCAGAGGAAGUAGAUGCUUUCUGGAAAAAAUGUCAGCAGGAGCACGGCCUUGCCGCCAAGCCUAACAGCUUUGUAGUGAGCACUGUGAAGGCAUUGUUCCACCGUCUGCAGUGUGUGGAAUUACUGAUGGCAAUGGAACGCAAGUGUGCCUGGGACACACUGCUCCGUGCCGAAACCCACCACUACGCCGUGGGUCUGCUGGCCAGGGAGAUGCGCCGCGUCUGCCUACCUUUCUGUUCCAGCAUUGCACUCCGCCUGCUCUGCCGGCUCGUCAGGGAGGAGCCAUGCUGGGAACUGCCCGCCCUGGCGUUCCUGGUGGAGGUCCUGGAUGGGCUGGACUUGAGUGAAUGGGGUAACUGCAUCCUGGAGCUCUUGACAAGGCACCUGCUGAGCGAGUCCAUGGAGAUGCGCCGCCUAGCACUCAAAGGCCUCGUGGUGCUCAGCAAGGACCCCUCAAUGGCCAGAAAAAUGUGCAGCCUGUCUGAACCUCUUAUGGAGCUACUGAGGAAUGAAGACAUAGAGGUGGUCAAGAUGAGUCUCUCUGUGUUCACAAAUAUACUCCUGAACAAGGAUAUCCUAACAUCCUGCCCCACAGCCCCGAAAAUGGCUGAGGCGCUCCGGCCCCUCUUUGACAGUGACAACAGUCAUGUGCAGCGGCUCUCCAUUAGCCUCUACCGAGAUGUGAUGGAAUCAGUAGUGGAAAAGGGAAAAAAGGGCCUGAAGAAGCAUGUGAGCGAGAGCCUGCUCCCGCUGUUCUUCCACUGCCACGAUGAGAACGGGCGUGUGGCACAGGCCUCUCGGGAAACGCUGCUUACUGCAGUAAACUUCCUGAAGAGAAGGGAUCUCAAGCAGCUACUGAAGAUGGACGACCCAUGGAGCUUUGCUGAGCGUGUGCUGGCAGAGGACAGGUGCCGAGCGGCCGAGCACCUGCGUCUGGCCCUGCCGUACCUGCAGAGCCCACAGGAGCCCCUGCGAGAGGCGGCCAUCAGAUCCAUUGGGAUCGCAGGGAUGCUCAUGAGAGGACAGCGGGAAGAGCUGCAGCUCAUCUGUGAGGCCCUUCAAGCCCUUUGCACAGAUGAGAGCCCCUCCAACACAAACCUGAUAGUUCAAGUCAUGUUGGAUGAAAGAGCUACAUCACUAAGUUCAUCUUCUGGAUCGAGACAACCAGGACAGCCGCAGAUCCCAUGCAAGAGGAGACAACUUGGAGAUCAGAGGAGAGCAUCUGGAUCUCCAGGCCCAGCUGAUGCUGGGCAAACCUGAGCUUGUCUUCCCUCUUUACUGGUCUCUCCUUGCAGCCGUCAGAACCUGCUUGUUCCUUUCUCCUUCUCCCGAGCUCAUCGCUCUGCUUUGCUUGCCAUUAAUAAACAUUUCAGCUUCUUCACCUCA
This is a messenger RNA of Haemorhous mexicanus (house finch), 4043 nucleotides long. Its product is annotated as maestro heat-like repeat-containing protein family member 6. Bases 1926 to 3917 code for a protein of 663 amino acids. Lineage: Eukaryota; Metazoa; Chordata; Aves; Passeriformes; Fringillidae. The transcript has 15 exons. The record is from RefSeq and is a predicted model, not a curated record. Gene Ontology annotation, cellular component: cytoplasm.